Molecule: messenger RNA, 7425 nt
Organism: Oryctolagus cuniculus (rabbit)
Lineage: Eukaryota; Metazoa; Chordata; Mammalia; Lagomorpha; Leporidae
Source: RefSeq, a predicted model, not a curated record
AUAAUCCAUACCCUCUCCUGCUCCCCCAUAGGUUUAUAUAAACUUAUCUAAUCACUGGUAUGUAUAUAUUGUUUUUAUGUAGUUUUCCCUCUUAGAUUGUAAGCUCUUCAAAAACUGGAGAAAUUUUGCAUUACCUGUAUUUUUCUUGAAUUAAAUGAUCCUCAACUAAUUUGGAAUUAGAAAUGAAUUAAGGAAUCUGGUACUUGUUACCUAUAAAGUACAGAGUUUUAUGUUUCUUUUCUCAUAUACUUAUGAUUUGGGGAUGUUUCUUAAAUUUGACAGAGUUCAAGACCAUCAUGUGAGAUUCUGAAGUAUUUCCUAAAAUGAAUCUCCAUCCAUAAAUCUCAAGCAAUAUAUUUUUUAAAGAUUUAUUUUAUUUGUUUGAAAGAUAAUUACAGAGAGAGGUAGAGAGAGAGAGAGAGAGAGAGAGAGAGAGAUCUUCCAUUAGCUGGUUCACUCCCCAAAUGGCUGCAAUUGCAGGAGGUGAGCUGAUCCAAAGCUGAGAUCCAGGAGCUUCUUCCGGGUCUCCUGUGUGUAUGCAGGGGCCCAAGUACUUGGGCUAUCCUCCACCGCUUUCCCAGGCACAUUAGCAAGGAGCUGGAUCAGAAGUGGAGCAGCCGGGACUCGAACUGGCGGCCAUAUGGGAUGCCAGUGCUACAGGCUGGUGCUUUAAACCACUGCGCCACAGCACUGGAAUAUUUUUUUUUUCUGAGUAAUUAAACGGCAGAGAAAUAAUCUGUUUCUUCUAUAGGUAAAAAAUCUAAAAUGCUUGGUAAAAUUUUCAAGAUAUUCUAUAAUUUAUCUCAGUUUACAUCUUUAGUCUUCAAUCCCAAUCUGUUUACUCUACGUGCCUAUCCUGCUCUAGGAAAUGUUUGUAUAAACAGUAUACUUUUCUACUUUGUUGAUGAUGAUCAGGAAUUUCUUGUCUGUUAAUUCUUCCCACUAAACACCUCUACCUCUGCCCACAGAAAUACCUUCUGGGCCAUUCAAGACCCAUCUAUAAUGUUCUAUUUUCCAAUAGACCUCCUCUACUUUUUCUAGAUGGAGUUAAUUUUGCUUUAUGGUUCCAUGGCACAAACAUGGCAGUCAUUACCUACUGCUUUGUAUCACUGGUUCAGUUUUUUAAGGAUCCUGUAGUUAACCGUUAUAAUUAUCAAAUAUCAAGUUAAAAUGGAUUUAUAAAAUGAUGAGCGUAUGUAGAAACAAACCAGAUGAGCUUGUAUUUCUUAUAAUUGAGUUGUAUACUUUUUAUUUGCAUUUUUAAAAGUUUAGUUGAAAGGUGGAAUAGGGUAGGAGCAGAGAUAAAGAUCAUCCAUCGCUGUUUCUCUCCCCAAAUACCUGCAAAAAUAGAGGCUCCAUCAGACUGAAGCCAGGAGCCUAGACUCAAUCUAGGUCUCCAGGAUGACAGGGACCCAACUUGUUGAGCCAUCAUUUGCUGCCUCCCAGAGUAUGCAGUGACAAGAAACUGCAAUCAGAAGUGGAGCUGGGUGAUGAACUCAGGCACUCAAAUAUGGGAUGCCAGCAUCCCAAGCAGCAUCUUAACCACUGUGCUCACCUGCUCCCCAGCUGAGUUUUUUUUUUAAAGUUUGUUUCUGAAAUUUUAUAAACCAUAUUUUAUGGAACAUAAUGAAUGGUUUUGAAUAUUUUAGAGUACAUUCUCUACUUGUUAGGGUUACAUAUAUAUUUUCAGUCUAGAGCAUGUACAAAAGAGAAUUCCAAAGUUUAAACUCUGUAAACUUUAUGAAUGCUUUUGACACAAAUGACUAGUACAUGAUACGUUAGUUUAUAAAGAAUGUUUAUAUUUCUUAAUAUUUAUUGACAACCCUAUUACAUAGAUAGAUAGUCACAACCUAUUUCUUCAUUGAAUAUACCAGCUCAGAGAGCAUAGGUGAUUUAGGGAAUCAAAUGCUGAAUGGCAAAAUCAGGAUUUGAGUCUGCAUUUUCUCAAAAUAAGCAUGGAAAUGUUUCCAGAUAACUGUGAUCUUCAAAAGAUUUUUCACCUUUUGGAGUAGGCCACCAAAAGUCAUAAUUUCCAAGCAAUACUUGUUGCCUAAGAGUUCUCCCUUGUUCUGAAUUGUCAUCCUCAAGCUUCUUUUUUUUUUUUUUUUUUUUUUUUUUGACAGGCAGAGUGGACAGUGAGAGAGAGAGAGAGACAGAGACAGAGAGAAAGGGCUUCCUUUGCCGUUGGUUCACCCUCAAUGGCCGCCACAGCUGGCGUGCUGUGGCCGGCGCACCGUGCCUAUCCGAAGGCAGGAGCCAGGUGCUUCUCCUGGUCUCCCAUGGGGCGCAGGGCCCAAGCACUUGGGCCAUCCUCCACUGCACUCCCUGGUCACAGCAGAGAGUUGGCCUGGAAGAGGGGCAGCCGGGACAGAAUCUGGCGCCCCGACGGGGACUAGAACCCGGUAUGCCGGCGCUGCAAGGCGGAGGAUUAGCCUACUGAGCCGCGGCACCAGCGAUGAAGCUUUUCUUAAGACUAAAAUUUGCUUAGUUAACAAAAUUUUUAACUCCUCCCAUUCAUACCAUGAAGUUUGGUAAAAAAAAUUUCUUAUUUACUUACUAAUAUUUUGCGAAUGCAACUAUACACAUGUCAGUUCAUUUGUCAGCUUUUAUAAGGGCUGAAAAAGUGGUUUAUUUAAGGCUGCAGUCCAAAAUACUACCUGAGCUGUUCCUGAAGUGUAAAACAAUAUUGAAUAUGACUUAAUUAAUACAAGUAAGGAAUCUCAAGAGCAAUGUGCUUUUGAUCUUUAUAAAACUUUUUCCCCCAAAUGUCUCCAGAGUUACAUAAAAAUAAAAUAAGAUGUAAAUUAAUUGGUAUUUGAUAGUAUAUCCCAGGUUCCACAGGGAUUUUGACUAACUUAAUUGGUUUCUACUAGGUUUGUUUGAUAAAAGCAUCUGUCCUGAAUCAUAGAUUUUUAUCUGAUUCCGUUGGUCUUGGAGGAAAUCUUUCUUGGUUAAGCCUUCCUCAUGUAGAAAAAUAAUACAUGGAGCCUCAAAUUUGAUAGCAAAUCAAGCAAUAUAGGUAUCACAAUUAUCUUUUGUAUUAAGUGCCUAGCGUGUGCCAUGCGCUAUUCUAAUAGUGUGAAGAUUAAAUUAGUUAAUUAGUUAAUUUAAUCCUCAUGAUGUCUCUACUUUGAGUUUCCUUUACUAUUCCCAUCCCAUUUUAUAUAUAAGGAAAAAGGUCAGACUGAAAAGUUUUCAAAUUUUCUACCAAAGAUGGAAAUUUAUAAGACAGUAGCUUUUCUACAAAAGUGAAUUUUGUUUUGUAUGGAGAUUUUUUGUAUGUAUUUUAUUACUAUAGUAGGUAUAGCCAGUCUGAACAUUUUCUACUUACAUAAUUUAUGAGUAGGCCCUAAGAGAGCACAGAGAAUAAGGGACCACAUCAACUUCAACUAAUAGAUUCAGAAAAGUUGGAAAAAUUCAGCGAAUUGAAUAUGAAGCAUAUUAUUUUUAAAUGAACUUGCUAAAGACAAGGAGAGUGUUAGUAAAGAGCUUAGCUAGCUAGAUUAAAGAAAUUGUCUCUCCCCAUCUGUUCUAAUUAGCUUAUCUCUCCUGCUUCACAGCAUGCUGGUUAUUUCAGAAAAGAGGUGACAGCUACUUCGGAAGGAAAUUCUUUUUAUUUACACUGAUUUAUGAUGGUUUUGGAGUUGUUGUUCAUCCUCAGACAUAAACUUUUAAAUGUUAGCACUUUUGUGUAAUACUUUGUUACUGGAAAUUUUAAGGAAUUGGACUCUUAAUUGAGGAUUCUGCCCUCUCACCUUUCCUUUGGUUUUGGCCCAGAUGAUUAUGUUUUCUCUUUUUAGAAAGAUUUCUCUGGGUAUUUUGAUAUUUGUGCUGAUUGAAGGAGACUUUCCAUCACUUACAGCCGAGAUCCAGGAACCCAAGAGUGCAAUAUCCUUUCUCUUGUCUGAAGAGUCUACAGACCCUACUCUGCCAACAGAAAAGCAACAGCCUCUGCACCACAGAGAAGCUGAGAGACGGUCAUUAUUCAGAAGGAGGCGAUCUAUUCUGUUUCCCAACGGAGUAAAAAUAUGCCCAGAUGAAAGUGUUACAGAGGCAGUAGCAAAUCAUGUGAAGUAUUUUAAAGUCCGAGUGUGUCAGGAAGCUGUCUGGGAAGCCUUCAGGACUUUUUGGGAUCGACUUCCUGGGCGUGAGGAAUACCGUUACUGGAUGGAUUUGUGUGAGGAUGGAAUCACAAGUAUAUUUGAAAUGGGCACACAUUUUAGUCAGUCUUUGGAACACAGAAGCUUAAUCAUGAAGAAACUGACUUCCACAAAGGAAACUAUAAGCAGGCCUGAAUUGUCAUCUCCAGUUCCUUUUGACCACACUUCAACAUUAGGAGGUGCUGCUCUAGGUAUUCCAUAUCCAGGAGUGGCCUCCUCUGAAGGUGCCUCAGAGAGCAGUUUGGAGAGCAAAGAGGGGAGUAUCAGCAAUGAAAUUGAGAAUGUGAUAGAUGAACCCAAAGAACCAGCAGCUGAACAGAUUGCAGAAUUCAGCAUCCACCUUUUGGGGAAGCAAUACCAGGAAGAACUCCAGGAUCCCUCCAGCUUUCACUACCAGCACCUUGUAGAAGAGUUUGUUUCAGAGGUUGAAAAUGCAUUUAUUGGCUUACCAGGCUACAAGGAUAUUCAUGUACUUCAAUUUAGGUCCCCCAAGGAAAAUGUCAGUGGCCUGGAUGUUCACUAUGAAGUUACCUUCAAUGGUGAGGCCAUCAGCAAUACCACCUGGGACCUCAUUAGCCUUCACUCCAACAAGGUAGAAAACCAUGGCCUUGUGGAAUUGGAUGAUAAGCCCACUGCUGUCUAUACAAUUAGUAACUUCAGAGAUUAUAUUGCUGAGACACUGCACCAGAAUUUUUUGCUGGGGAAUUCCUCCUUGAAUCCAGAUCCUGAUUCCCUUCAGCUUGUUAAUGUGAGAGGAAUUUUGCUUCCCCAAACUGAAGACUCUACUUGGAAUAUGCAAAGUCCAAGCCUUCAGGCACCACCAACACCUAUUCUGGAUAAUACCCUUCCAGCUGAAUGGCCUUCAGCAGAUGAAUCCACAACCAGCAGUAUUUCACCACUUGAUUUCAGCUCUGGGCCUUCCUCAACCACUGGCAGGGAACUCUCGCCAGAAAGUCCAUUGGGUGAUUUAGUGUCUUCACCUAGAUUAGCCUUUCCCUCCAAGGUGGGCCUAAGUUCUUCCUCAGAGGCCUUAGAGCUCAGUGGCUUGACUCUGCAUUCUGUCACCCCAGCAGUGCUUCACACUGACUUGCCUGUGGCUCCUGAGGAGGGGACUUCUGGAUCUCACUUGUUAGAAGAUGGAUUAGCCAAUAUUGAGGAGUCAGAAGAUUUUCUUCCUAUUGAUCCACUGCCUUCAAGUUUAUUGACUCAGCCUGUGCCAAAAGAAACACUACUGUCCAUGGAAGACUCUGGUGUGACCUUGACAUCCUCACCAUAUAUCUCUUCCCCUGUGACAUUAGAUCUUCUUACUAAAGAAAUAACUAUACCUUUUGUCUUGGAUUCCUUGGACUCCAAAGUCAAAAGCCAAUUAGAAGUGAGCCCUUUGCUGCCAGAAACACCCAUGGAAAAAGAGUCCUUAUUUGAGAGUGGUUUUGGUUCUGGGUCUGGGCAGAUGGUGGAUCUAAUUACUUGGCCAUGGAGUGAGAUUUUGUUAGAGAAGAGCACAGAACCACUGUCCAAGUCAUGGCUUGAAUAUGAGGAUUCACUUUUGCCAACUGAGGGUGUAGAUGAAGAACUAGUCAUAGAUGACAAAAUGAAUUUCACAAAUCAGAUUAUUGAGCAUUCAGAAUAUGAGCAUGAUAGAGCCACAAACUUUGCAGAAGGAGAGCUUCUUGGUGGACCUACUGUGCCCUUCUUUGCAGAGACUGCAACCCAGCCUGCAUCUCCAGUCCUUCCUGAACACACAUCAGAGGUACCUGACAUUGAUCAUGACUCUGCUACAAAACCACCUCUUCUGCUGGCAUCUGUAGCAAUAUCUGCUCCUACUGAUCAAGCAAACCAAGAUGAUUUCUUAAAGGAGGAUAUGGAGAAAAGUACAGAGUCAAAACAUGAAGAGUUUGAUAGCAAGAUUUCAAUGGUGAAGUCAGAUUUGCAAACUUUGUGGACUGCCUUGCCAGAAUCAGAUAUAAUUUGGGAAGGAACAUCUUCUCUACGGAAAUUGUCCAAAGACACAUUGGCAAGUACACCACAGAGUACUGACAGACUCUGGUUGAAAGCUUCCAUGACAGAGUCUAGCAAAUUACCUCCAACCACGAGCUCCACCCUACUAGAGGAUGAAGUAAUUGUGGGUGUACAGGAUAUUUCAUUAGAACUGGACCGGGUAGGCACAGAUUACUAUCAGCCUGAGCUAAUUCAAGAUAAAAAUGGCAAGGUUGGUAGUUAUGUGGAAAUGUCUACAAAUGUUCACGCCACAGAGAUGGCUGUUGUGGCUCCACCCACUAGUGGAGGUGACUCAAGUUAUACCCAGAUGACAGGAGCUUUGGUAGUUUUCUUCAGUCUCCGAGUGACUAAUAUGAUGUUUUCAGAAGAUUUGUUUAAUAAAAAUUCUUUGGAGUAUAAAGCCCUGGAGCAAAGAUUCUUAGAGUUGCUGGUUCCCUAUCUCCAAUCAAAUCUCACAGGGUUCCAGAACUUGGAAAUCCUGAACUUCAGAAAUGGCAGCAUUGUGGUGAAUAGCCGAAUGAAGUUUGCCAAGUCUGUCCCUCCUAAUGUCAACAAUGCUGUAUACAUGAUUCUGGAAGACUUUUGCACCACUGCUUACCAAACCAUGAACUUGGCUAUUGAUAAAUACUCCCUCGAUGUGGAAUCAGGUGAUGAUGCCAACCCUUGCAAGUUUCAGGCCUGCAAUGAAUAUUCUGAGUGUCUGGUCAAUCCUUGGAGUGGAGAAGCAAAGUGCAGAUGCUACCCUGGGUACCUGAGUGUGGAUGAACUGCCCUGUCAGAGUCUCUGUGACCUGCAGCCUGACUUCUGCUUAAAUGAUGGAAAGUGUGACAUUAUGCCUGGGCAUGGGGCCAUUUGUAGGUGCCGGGUUGGUCAGAACUGGUGGUACCGAGGUGAGCACUGUGAGGAGUUUGUGUCUGAGCCCUUGGUCAUAGGCAUCACCAUUGCCUCCGUAGUUGGGCUUCUCCUGAUCUCUUCUGUUAUCAUCUUCUUCCUUGUCAAGACUUUUCAAGAUCAGAAUAUCAGGGGAGAAACAGAGAGGCCUUUUAGGCAGCCUGAUAGCCUCUCAUCCAUUGAGAAUGCUGUGAAAUACAACCCGGUGUAUGAAGGCCACAUGGCUGAAUGUGAACAUUAUGAGGGACCCUGUCCUCAGCAUCCCUUCUACAGCUCUGCUAGUGGAGAAGUUCUUGGUGGUCUGAGCAGAGAAGAAAUCAGACAGAUGUAUGAAAACAGUGGGCUGAAACUUUGCACUUCUGGUGCUACACUGUAG